This is a messenger RNA of Drosophila melanogaster (fruit fly), 1281 nucleotides long. It is a transcript of the gene Nurf-38, whose product is annotated as nucleosome remodeling factor - 38kD. Gene Ontology annotation, biological process: phosphate-containing compound metabolic process. Gene Ontology annotation, cellular component: cytoplasm; nucleus. The transcript has 5 exons. Bases 138 to 1010 code for a protein of 290 amino acids. Gene Ontology annotation, molecular function: inorganic diphosphate phosphatase activity; magnesium ion binding. Lineage: Eukaryota; Metazoa; Arthropoda; Insecta; Diptera; Drosophilidae. The record is from RefSeq and is marked reviewed.
CGAAAAUUACAAGGAGUUCAUUUUACGCUUCACGUGCGGUUGGUCGCUUGUCCGGCUCGAUUCCAACGUCACCAGCGGCCCUUGCCAGCAAUUGCAGAUAUAUUCAGAUAGAACGGAAGCGCACGAAAUCACACGAGAUGGCUCUGUACGAAACCGUUGAGAAGGGCGCUAAGAAUUCGCCGAGCUACAGCCUGUAUUUCAAAAACAAGUGCGGCAAUGUCAUCUCGCCGAUGCACGACAUUCCACUGUACGCCAACGAGGAGAAAACUAUCUACAACAUGGUGGUGGAGGUGCCACGUUGGACCAACGCGAAAAUGGAGAUUAGCUUGAAGACCCCUAUGAAUCCCAUCAAGCAGGACAUCAAGAAGGGUAAGCUGCGGUUCGUGGCCAACUGCUUCCCGCACAAGGGCUACAUCUGGAACUACGGAGCCCUGCCCCAGACCUGGGAAAACCCCGACCACAUCGAGCCCUCCACCGGCUGCAAGGGUGACAACGAUCCCAUCGAUGUCAUCGAGAUUGGCUACCGAGUGGCUAAGCGCGGCGACGUGCUGAAGGUCAAGGUGCUGGGCACCAUUGCCUUGAUUGACGAGGGCGAAACCGACUGGAAGAUAAUCGCCAUCGAUGUGAACGAUCCGUUGGCCUCGAAAGUCAAUGAUAUCGCCGAUGUGGACCAGUACUUCCCGGGUCUGCUUCGUGCCACCGUUGAGUGGUUCAAGAUCUACAAGAUCCCCGAUGGCAAGCCUGAGAAUCAGUUUGCUUUCAACGGCGAUGCCAAGAAUGCGGACUUUGCCAACACCAUCAUUGCCGAGACCCACAAGUUCUGGCAGAACUUGGUGCACCAGAGCCCCGCAUCCGGGUCCAUCUCCACCACCAACAUCACCAACCGCAACUCGGAGCACGUCAUUCCCAAGGAGGAGGCCGAGAAGAUACUGGCCGAGGCCCCCGAUGGCGGCCAGGUCGAGGAGGUGUCUGAUACAGGUAAGGUUCACUAUAUUAGAUCGAACUUAUAGCUGCUUCACCCGAUCCCAACCAAAAACACACUACUCCAACACACGCUUUAACCACCAGUAACUUGCAAACAAAUUGGUUACACAAACACAACCUGCACGCUUACUAAUAGCUACUUUAAUUGUCCAGUUAGCAAGCUAAAUUGAGAUUACUCCAUGCUGUAAAUACUGCUGAAACCCAAUUUAUGUAAUUGGCUUGCUUGCGUUCGUUAAUCGUUGUACAUAUACUUUAUACUGAAUGUUAUCCUGAAAUAAACCCUUUUUAUACCAAUUU